Racocetra fulgida is the source of this 375-nucleotide messenger RNA. The record is from the annotation of a GenBank genome assembly. NCBI's taxonomy places the organism in Eukaryota, Fungi, Glomeromycota, Glomeromycetes, Diversisporales, Gigasporaceae.
GUCCCUAUUAUGGUAGACUCUGCAACUUUUGAUGUAAUAUUGGCUGGAUUAAAAUGUGCACAAGGAAAUGGCAUAGUUAAUAGUAUCAGUUUGAAGGAAGGUGGAGCCGAUUUUAUUAAAAAGGCAAAGAUUAUUCGAAGAUUUGGUGCUGCUAUUGUUUAUCCUGAUGUCACUGAAAAAAUUUUAUCAUAUGCGCAAAAAUUUGAAAAAGGUACCAAAAAAGAUGAUACUGAAGAAGAAUGGAGGAAGGGUGAUGUACAAUCGAGAAUUUAUCAUACUUUGGUUAAAGGUGUCGUAAAGUAUAUAAUCGAGGAUAUUAAGGAAGCGAGACAACUGACCAUUGGAUGUAUUGAAGGACCAUUGAUGGCUGGAUGA